This is a messenger RNA of Mollisia scopiformis, 1458 nucleotides long. RefSeq lists its product as uncharacterized. The coding region runs from base 251 to 1351 and encodes 366 amino acids. The record is from RefSeq and is a predicted model, not a curated record. Lineage: Eukaryota; Fungi; Ascomycota; Leotiomycetes; Helotiales; Mollisiaceae. The transcript is spliced from 2 exons.
UCAGCUCAUGAUAUAGGCGUAAUCUGCGAGACUGUAUUGCUUGAGGCCCAUACUCUCUGGCAGAUUGCAACUUCAGGAUGCUACACGAGGUUGGACACGUAGUCAGGAAACUACCUGGAUAUUAUGUAGAUAUAAAGCGCACGAGGCUGAGACGCAGCCUCGCAGGACAAUAGCCUUCGGCUAGUGACUAGGCUGAGAAACAAUGCAUGAUACUUGAUCUUCCUCUUGAAUCCCACCAUAAUCCUUCAAAAUGAGUGGUCUCCCAAGUUAUGAUGAUGAUCUUCUUGCGCGACUAAAUGCCCUCAAAAAAUCAAAUAUUCAACUUGAUCCAUCCAAACCCAGACCUUUGACAGACACUGCAAAGAAGGAAACCCCUGAAUCCGAUCUCUCAGCACGAUUAAGAAGCCUUCGAAAUGGCUCUGCAUCUCCGUCUCCAGCACCCAAACCGACAACGGCAAUACGGAGCAAUUCAGAAGCCUCGGCCUUUCCAUCUACUCCAUUAGACGAACCAGAGUCAGAUCCUCUUAGACACCCAACGGACAUAGACGACAAGACCCUCGAUGAGCUUUUAGCUGAUCUUGGUCCAGAGGACCAAUGGACUCUGAAUCCUGACGACCCAGCUGACAUUCAGAAGCUUCUGAAUGAAGCCAAGAAUGCCCUACCCAGUGAAAAAGCUGAGCCUAGCUCCAAGGACGAUGAAGAGGCAGGAGAAGCAUCAAGACCGGGAGACAAGAAGCCGGACAAAGAGUACUUAAUCCGAGAUCUUGACAUGUCGGCCUUUGCACUGGAUGACGGCGAGCCACAAGCCAAGGACACAAAGCAUGGUUCGAAGCUUGAAGACGAAUCACGUGAAGCACAAGAUAUUGUAGCCAGAUUACUCGAUGAAGUGAACCUUGAGAAGGCCGCAGAGAGGGAAGAUCAAGGAAACUCUCCAGGUGCACCAACAGAGAAAGAUGAAGAAGAAAGUACGCUUUCACUCCCAUCAGCUCCCACGAAGCUCCCGGAUCUUUCAGUAGAUCCAGAAACCAGCAAGAACUCUCUAGAUUUCGAAUCAGACAUCACUGCACGAAUGGCGGCUCUGAGAGGACUUGGGGCUACGGAUUCGCUUGGGCUUCCAUCUGCGCCGACUUUCAAGCCGUCGGAUAAGCCUGUGAAUGGGGUCAUGAAGAAAUACACAGACGAGGAGGUCGAUACAUGGUGUAUCAUUUGUCAAGACGAUGCUACUGUGAAGUGUAUCGGUUGUGGUGGAGAUCUCUAUUGUGCGAAUUGUUGGAAGGAGGGUCAUAUGGGACCUGAUGUUGGGUAUGAGGAGAAGAUGCAUAAAUGGACGAAGUAUAAGAAAAUGAAUUAAGGAUAGACAUCUCUUCACGACUCGACAAGAGUUGCGAAAAUGGGCGAAAAUCAUUAUAAUGCAACGCUCGUACAAUUUGAUUGACAUCCUACUCGUAUACAUAAACA